CUGGGCACUUUGUUUGUGCAGUUGUUAGGUCUUUGCUCGAUCGCGCCGAGGUGAUUUUUUUGUCUCAUCUCAACUCACUUCUUGUCCGAGCUGCGGGUCGAGGUGUGGAUCGUGUCAGCGCAGCAGCAGCAGCAACAGCUCUUGGCUAGGCCUGAAUCCACCUCGCAAUCACUUAUGGACUUUGAAAAACAAGCCUAGCACUCUCCAGAAUAGUGUGUGAAUGGAGCAGUGUGCGAGUACGGCCUCCCUGCUGGCCUCGGUGCGGGAGCAGGAGAGGCAGUUUGAGAUGCUGAGCCGAGCUCUGGAGGAGGAGCGGAGGUCGUGUGCCGGCACCCUGCCCCGCCCCCUCCCCAACAUGCAGAACGGCCGCAUUACUUGUGAUGCAGACAUAGAGAGGCUGACACUGAACGAGGGUUAUAUCAACGGGACACAUCACUUCAGGAUGGAGCCUGGCCAGGUGGUGCAGGAGACAUACACAGUGGAGGAAGAUCCUCAGGAGGCACCACCUGUUGUCUCUGUGGAGACCAGUGAAGAUGGGACCACACGGCGCACAGAAACUACGGUAAAGAAAGUAGUAAAGACCACCACCACUCGCACAGUCAUCCCCUCUGUGUCAGACACACUUUCCCUGGAUGGUGGGGGUUCAGUGACCGGUAUGGGGGGCUACACUGCACCCAUGGUCUACAGACCGGGACCUGGAGGGGGUGUGCCCAUGGACUACCCCACUCGCACUGUGCCUCGCAACUACCACUACGGACCACCAGGGAGUUACGAGGAGUACCGCACUGGACCCCCAUCUGAGACCUAUGCGAGCCUUAGCAGGGGAACUCACAUGGAUAAUCGCUACAGACAAGUCCAUCCAGAUGGUUACAGUACCCUGGAUCCAAGCUACAGAGCCCCCAGCCGGAACCAACUGGACCCCUAUGCGGCUCAGCCACAGGUUGGGCGUAUGGGAAGUGCCAUGGAGCUGUCCUCCAUUCCGAGGUUUGUCCCAGAACCAUACGGUCUGGAGGAUGAUCAGCACAGCAUGGGCUAUGAUGAGCCUGACUAUGGCAUGGGACACCCAGUACACUAUGGCACUGUACCCCGCAACCACCAUGCAUUCCCACAUGGGCCCCCACGCAGGACUGGGAGUUACGAGGGCACCUUAGAUGGCGACAUGAGCGGUCCAGGAGACAUGUACUACUGGGGAGGAGGAGCACCACUGGCCCAAGGUGAAAGAGGUAGCAUGGCUUCAUUGGACAGCACUCUUAGGAAAGUUCCUGGCCCCGGUGGCUGGCGUCAACCAGAAUUGCCAGAGGUUAUUGCCAUGCUCAACUACAGGCUGGACCCCGUCAGGAGCAACGCAGCUGCAUACCUACAGCACCUCACAUAUAAGAAUGAUAAAGUGAAGUCUGAUGUGCGUCGGCUGAAAGGCAUCCCAGCGCUGGUCGGUAUGCUUGACAUCCCAAACAAAGAGGUUCAGUAUGCAGCCUGUGGAGCAUUAAAGAACAUCUCGUAUGGCAAAGAUCCAGACAACAAGAUCGCCAUCAAGAACUGUGAUGGAGUGCCUGCUCUGAUCAGGCUGCUGAGGAAGACUCAUGACCAGGACCUCACUGACACCAUCACAGGUACACUGUGGAACCUGUCAUCUCAUGACUCUGUGAAAAUGGAGAUUGUGGACCAUGCACUGCACGCCCUUUCUGACGAGGUAAUGGUGCCCCAUUCUGGCUGGGAGAGAGGGAGCAACGGAGCAGGAGGAGGGGAGGAGAACUGCAAGCCGAGGCAUCUUGAGUGGGAGACGGCCCUCACAAACACAGCAGGCUGCCUGAGAAAUGUGAGCUCAGAGCGAAGUGAGGCAAGGAGGAAGCUGAGGGAGUGCACAGGAUUGGUUGAUUCGCUCAUGUACAUUGUCCAGUCCCAGAUUGAUUGUAAAGAUGUCGACAAUAAGUUGAUAGAGAACAGCGUGUGUCUGCUGAGGAACUUGUCCUAUCAGGUGCAUCGUGAAAUCCCCGGCUGUGAGCGCUACCAGGAGGCCGUGCCCAUCAACCAGGGCCCCGCCCCCUCCAGCCAGAAGAGCGGCUGCUUCAGCUCCCGCAAGAGCAAAGAUGAGUGGUUUUCCAAAGGUAAGAAAGAUGAGGAUGCAGCUGCAGACGUAAUAGACAUUCCAAAGAGGACCACACCUGCUAAAGGCUAUGAGCUGUUGUACCAGCCAGAGGUGGUCCGCAUCUACACUUCUCUGCUAAAGGAGUCCAAGAACCCCACUGUGCUGGAAGCCUCCGCUGGAGCUGUUCAGAACCUGUGUGCCGGGCGCUGGACUUAUGGGAGAUACAUCCGUGCCUUGCUGCGCCAGGAGAAGGGUCUACCCAUGAUGACUGAGCUACUGGCCCAUGGCAACGAUCGCGUUGUCCGCGCCAUGUCUGGAGCCCUCCGCAACCUUGCCAUUGAUGCACGCAACAGAGAUCUGCUAGGUAAACAUGCAGUGCCUCACCUGGUGGCCAACCUGCCUGGCGGUGGUCAGAGUCAGCCGGUGCGAGCGCUGUCAGAAGAAACGGUGGUAUCGGUAUUGAGCACACUCCAUGAGGUGUUGGGCUCCAGCCUGGAUGCAGCCAAGACCCUCAGGGCCUCACAGGGAAUCGAGAGACUGGUGCUCAUUAACAAGGAUGGUAAUCGUUCUGAGCGGGAGGUGCGUGGGGCUGGCCUGGUGCUGCAGACAGUGUGGGGCUACAAGGAGCUGCGGCGCACUUUAGAGAAGGACGGCUGGAAGAAGACUGACUUCAUGGUCAACCUAAACCCUCCUAGCAGCAACACGAGGGCCAAUGGAGGAUAUGAGGACAGCACUCUGCCACUCAUAGACAAAGGGGGCAAAGAGGACCGGGAAAUGAUUCCAAUGAAUGACUUGGGACCAGAUGCAUACUCCACACUGGACCAGAGAGGGAGAAGGAACACUCUGGAUAACACACUCGAACCUGCUGACAAAGAUGCAGUACAGGGAGGGAUGUAUGGGGAGAGGCAGGCCUCUUUGCCUCUAAUGGAUUCUUACGAUGAAAAACUGAUUGUGUGCAUCACAAGACGACAGCCUCCUCCCACCUACUGCCCUUGCUAAACUGACAAUGGGGGACCACUACACUACCGAUGGGACUAAACUCCAUCCUUUACGCUCAACUCUUCUGUCCCUCUUUACUCAUUUGCAGCUUUUCUUUCCCCUGUUUCUCCUUGUGACAUUCCUCCAUAGCAGCUGACAAAUGAAUGAAACCACACAGAAUAACCGACGUGGAUCUACGCUCCCUGUGGACAACUGGACGAGACACUAAGACCACUUUGUGCUCUGCAAGCCCCUGAACUUCAAAAUGCUAACCACUUAAUCAGAUACCACGGCCACAACACUACAUAUCUACACUACACUAUAUAACACUACAGCCUGCCUGGACAACACUAAGUCUCUCCUGGGCAAAAAGCAGAGACUGUGGCUUCAACAUUUCUAUUUCUUGGAGGUCGGAGCGUAGUCUUAGAAUAAUUAAGCUCAUUAGAAAGAACUGUGGGAUCAGAACAAGACACUUGUGGUGAAAUUUUACAUAAAUGGCUAUUACACUGUUUUCAAGAAAUCAAGGAAAUGUGUCUUUUUCUCUCUCUGAUGGUUAAAUACUAGAACAUUUUUUUUCCUACCACUGAGAACCAAUGUUGAAUGAUCUAAUCAGAUAUGUGUAAAGCUUCUGCUUCUGUUUUAGUAGUGGUUGUUCCUCUUCUUGCCUUGCUCUGUACCACAGUAAUGGACAUGUGCCAAAUGACACUGCUACUGCUGCGACUGUCAAACGCAAGAAGUUCAGACACUCAGACUUUUACUGCAGCUACACUGAAAACUGUCAUCUGCUUUGUUUUGUGUGCAGCUUGUGUCGAUGACAGUCCAUCGCCAAGAUGCAUGGGGAUUCAGCCUUUUCUCUAUUUGAUUGUGAUCCAUAGACAUAAAGGGGUGGAGGUCCCUUUAUAGAUAUUCCUACAGAGGAGACAAAUUCUUUUCCAUCUCCUGGAAUGGACAGUAUAGUAUAUGUUUCUAAAGUGAUGUUUCUGUUAAAUGUAAGCACCAUAACUUUGUAAUUCUUGGAAGAUAUCACAGGAUUCAUGGGGGGCAUUUUCUUGUGUCUGCAGGUCUGUAAUCUUAUGAAUGUAAAUACAAGACUGUCUGUAAAUGCAUGUGUGUGGGCUAACUGGAGUGCCUCACUCAUUCAUAGGUCUGAUGGGUGUGCCCAACAUGACAUGGGUAACAAAUCAAGGUGUGUUUUUCGGGGAAUACUGUAUAUGGAAUUCAUCAGUUUUCUAUUCUGCAAAAUAAUGGAAUAUGUGAACCUGUAUGUAUGUAAGAGUUGAUUUGUGUUAUUGGAAUGAUUUUUACAGGUAUAAGACUCCUGAGUUCUGUAUAAUUUACGGCUCCACAAACCCACAGCCUGUUUGGCUUUAAGACAACAGAUCACUACAUGGGAGAUGUUUCUGCCCUCAUUUCUUACGUACAGUGCUUGUUCUGUAGAAGAUGGCAUACCGGUAUUCUUAGUGCCGAGUGAGAUGUAGAUACUUACUGACUGGAUGAUUAAAAGAAGCACUAGGGGGCA
Messenger RNA from Epinephelus lanceolatus (giant grouper), 4583 nucleotides. RefSeq names its product catenin (cadherin-associated protein), delta 1 (gene ctnnd1). Gene Ontology annotation, cellular component: plasma membrane; cytoplasm; adherens junction. Gene Ontology annotation, molecular function: protein binding. The record is from RefSeq and is a predicted model, not a curated record. NCBI's taxonomy places the organism in Eukaryota, Metazoa, Chordata, Actinopteri, Perciformes, Serranidae. Gene Ontology annotation, biological process: cell-cell adhesion.